Molecule: messenger RNA, 3679 nt
Organism: Lethenteron reissneri (Far Eastern brook lamprey)
Lineage: Eukaryota; Metazoa; Chordata; Hyperoartia; Petromyzontiformes; Petromyzontidae
Molecular function (GO): zinc ion binding; nucleic acid binding
Source: RefSeq, a predicted model, not a curated record
CGUAGGCCUUCGCGACCUCUAUUAUGGGAGCUUCUCCGUUCAAAACAACACCACCGCCACGUGACCUUUAGCUCGCACCGUGACGCAUGCGGUCAACGGUUCUCGACGGUUUCGACAAGCGGCAGAAUUCACUUUAUACCGUCAAGUACGGCGACUCCUCUACUUACGGACAUUCGACUUACGGACAUUCGACUUACGAACUUUAAGAGAUACGAACAUACCUGGUUAGUACGUCCAGUUGCCUGUUCGGACCGAGAGUCGUAAGUUCAACUGCCCCACGCAAUAGACGGCGGUGGUGGCUUCUACAUCUGCAAAACGUGAAGAACCAGUGGCAUCUACAUCUGCAGAACAUGAAGAACCAGUGACAUCUGUAGAACGUGAAGAACCAGUGGCAUCUACAGGAGAUGAUUCAACUUUGAAAGCCAUUCCCCGUGUUUAGUGUACACGCCAACAUGUUUGGAAUCGAGAGGAGUAAAGUUGAACAAAUCGACUUGCGAACAGACCUCUGCAACCGAACUCGUUCGUAAGUCGAGGAGUCCCUGUAUCUCUAUAUCUCCAUAAAUGCCCUCAAUAGUGCUUAGCAAAGUGGACACUUGACAAUGCUCUCUUUCUGUGUGCCGCGUUCUGUGUCACAGACGUCGGCGAUCAUAGACUUCCGUGUAGCUCUGUCCACGAUACUCAGGAACUUGGCAUUAGAUUCUACCCAGUUGCAUCCAACGCUUAAGAAGUUGCUUACACACUCAAUCCGCUGUGCUACCCGGGCUUCUUGUACCUUUGUAAUGCGAGCGCGGGCGACCUCCCGGAUGUGACGUCACGGAGAGGUGGAGUUAGGUGACGUGGGAGCAAGGUUAAGGUUCUUAAGAGACGAGACCGGAAGAGGAGGGCAGAACGAGUGAGACUGGACCAGAGUAAGGCCACGUGGGCGAAGCCAGGAGGAGUGGCACGGCGGCCAGCGGUGGCCAGCUAAAGGAACAGCCAGCGGAGCAGAGAGAGAGAAACAGCAGUGGGGCUGCUGGAGAGAAGGCGGUCGAGGAGCCGCAGUGAACACAGCCGGCGAGGCUGCGGGUGAGAGAAAGGCUACGAGAGCGACGAGAGGAGAGAGAGAGGCUACGAGAGCGACGAGAGGAGAAACUGCAGAGAGAACAGCCAGUGGGGGCUGCGUGAGGAUAACAGCCAGCAAGGCUACAACGACGACGGGAGACCAACAGAGGAACUGUUGGCGUGACGGAGUUAACAGCAGUAUCAGUGUCGGUAUAGAAGUCUAAUAAAAGGACAGCCGUGUGGGUUACGAGGAAGGACCGAAUAAAGGACACCAAGCCAGACUUCGUGGUCGAGUCCUUUAUUACAUUGGUGUCGGAAGUGCAACGGCAUGUCGAAACAAGUAAGAAAGAAAAAUGUUCCAGCGCCAGCAUCGGCUUCUUCGUCCGAAGACGACGACGACUUCCCUCCUACCAUGGAUCCUGCUGGGAUGGUGGAGGAGAGCCCUGCUGAAACGAGCGCGGGGACGGGAGUUGAAGAUGUAGCCGCAGUGUCAGGGCCGCCGACAACAUCAGACGCUGAUCUGCGAUGGCUGCAGGUGGCGGAGCAACUGGAGACUCUCAAGGAUGUCCUGGGCCAAUUGUGUCAUCUCGUCACCCCAAGGACGGCGACGGAGAGAGCAGAGAGUGCUCCACAGGCCGCCACGGUAUCUUCACUCCCGGCGCCAUCGGCCACGCGGCAGGAGGCCGCCAUCUUGCGCGUUCCGCGGUGGGAAACCACCAUCUUGACCACGCCGCGGUUCGACGCCAUUUUGAAUUUGCCACCGGAGGAACCAUCGGCGGAGGGCGGAGUAAAGCGAAGUCGGAGUCGCCAUCUCACCACGGUCAAAGAAUUCGCCAUUGGGGGCGACUGGAGCGCUUUCGCCUGCAGAUUUUUGGCGGCGGUCCGUUCUGCGAGAUGGACCGAUGCUGAGGCCUUAGAAGUGUUGCCGACUCUUCUGGACGACGAAUCUGUUCGAUUUUUUCGUUCCAUUAAGGCCGAAAAGAAGAAAACAUUAUACGGAGUUUUUCAAGAAAUGGCCGACGCCUACGAGCCACCUGACGACGCGCAUCGGCGAUUCGCUCAACGACAACGAGCGCCCGAGGAGUCGCCUGUGGCGUACAGGGGUGCGGUGCUUGAUUUGGCUAUGGCCGCGUAUCCAGAUACAACACCUGACCUGCUCGAGCCUCUCAUCUUGGGCAAGAUGCUCGAGCUGUCGCGGGAUCUUGGGAUUCCCAUGCUGGUGUGCGGGCAUGAGAAGCUCACCUCCCGGGCGGCGGCAAAAUGUCUGGAUGCACAAUUCAACCUACGACGGUGGAAACAAGUCGCGGCGUGGACAGGGGGGCCCGUCGCAGAGGGUGGCGUUCUGGGUUGGGACCCUACGCAGUCGGUAUACGUGCCGGAUGGGGGGGGCCCUCAGGAGCUGACGGCCGCCUCGGGGCCAUGGUCAGGCCGCGGUGGACCGGCCCCUCGUGCUGCACCACCGAUACGAGGCCGGCGCGAUGCAAGGCCUGCGCUUCGGCGCAACGACGCCGAUUGUUUCCGCUGCGGACGGAGGGGCCACUACGCAAAGGACUGCUGGGCCCGCAUCCCGGGUCCGCCGCAACAGGAGGCCUCAUUACCGGCCAAGCCGCCCAAGGAUCCACCGAAACAGGCAAGCCGGCCUUGACACCGGAGGGGACGAGGCGCCCUGCUCGGAGGGUGCCUGCCAGAUCUGCGGGACCUUCGAGCCCUGCAGCCCUUCCGACCCCGCUGCAGACACAUCCGCGGGACACGCCCGAGACUGAUCCUUCAGGGACACGGGACGUUGGUGGACUUCCAACAGCGACAGGGGGAUUUCACCCUGUCGCUCCUCAAACUCCAUCACGUUCCCGUUCCGCGGAUGGGCCGCCGACCGUCCGGGACGGGCCGGCGACCCGCACACGCUCUAAAUCCCUUGUGUUUCGUUGAUUGUUAUGUUGCGUUGUUCUUACUGUGUAUUUAUUGCCUGCUUCUGCUACGUUAUUUGAUUAUUGAGUUGUGUUGAUUGUUCUUACUGUUAUAUUGCAUGCUUGGUGUCCUUUGGUGUGUUAGGGUCGGGUUCGCCCGCAUUACUGUUGGUGUUGUUCAGCCGAGGUCGGCUGGGUUUUUCUCCACGGGGGAGGGUGGUGUAAUGCGGGCGCGGGCGACCUCCCGGAUGUGACGUCACGGAGAGGUGGAGUUAGGUGACGUGGGAGCAAGGUUAAGGUUCUUAAGAGACGAGACCGGAAGAGGAGGGCAGAACGAGUGAGACUGGACCAGAGUAAGGCCACGUGGGCGAAGCCAGGAGGAGUGGCACGGCGGCCAGCGGUGGCCAGCUAAAGGAACAGCCAGCGGAGCAGAGAGAGAGAAACAGCAGUGGGGCUGCUGGAGAGAAGGCGGUCGAGGAGCCGCAGUGAACACAGCCGGCGAGGCUGCGGGUGAGAGAAAGGCUACGAGAGCGACGAGAGGAGAGAGAGAGGCUACGAGAGCGACGAGAGGAGAAACUGCAGAGAGAACAGCCAGUGGGGGCUGCGUGAGGAUAACAGCCAGCAAGGCUACAACGACGACGGGAGACCAACAGAGGAACUGUUGGCGUGACGGAGUUAACAGCAGUAUCAGUGUCGGUAUAGAAGUCUAAUAAAAGGACAGCCGUGUGGGUUAC